UCUUGCCUUGUACGAAUUCCCUUCCACUCUCCCUUCCCACCGAGACUUGCAGGCUUCCUACUUCUUCAAACCCAACCACACUCUCUGCGCAACCCGCUUCACCGCACAACUUAACCCACGCCACCACACCACACACACCACCAUGGCUCUUAAGCGCAUCAACAAGGAGCUCACUGACCUCGGUCGUGACCCUCCCUCCUCCUGUAGUGCAGGCCCCAUCGGUGACGACCUGUUUCACUGGCAAGCAACGAUCAUGGGUCCUAGCGAUUCCCCAUACUCCGGUGGUGUAUUCUUCCUCGCAAUCCACUUCCCUACCGACUACCCGUUCAAGCCCCCGAAGGUGAACUUCACCACCCGCAUCUACCACCCCAACAUCAACUCGAACGGAAGCAUCUGCUUGGACAUUCUGCGAGACCAGUGGAGCCCAGCACUCACCAUUAGCAAGGUGCUCCUGAGCAUCUGCUCGAUGUUGACAGACCCCAACCCUGACGACCCGCUCGUCCCGGAAAUUGCACACGUCUACAAGACCGACCGAUCCAGGUACGAAUCGACAGCCCGAGAGUGGACUCGCAAGUACGCCAUCUAGAGGUCAGACUCGGAUGUGCGUGGGUGGUUUUUUUACGGUUCAUGAUGGCAUUUGACGGACAUGCGGUGGAGGAUAUUAAGAUCAGACUUCUCACGGCAUGGCGGACCGAUGGAGUUAACCUUUGCGACUCGGCUUGCACGCUGAGCAGGAUUCAUAGUGCUUGCUAUCAUCACUUCUGGCUGAACAAGCUUCUUCUUCUCCUCCAAC
This is a messenger RNA of Boeremia exigua, 793 nucleotides long. RefSeq names its product ubiquitin-conjugating enzyme/RWD-like protein. Gene Ontology annotation, biological process: protein polyubiquitination; ubiquitin-dependent protein catabolic process. Gene Ontology annotation, cellular component: nucleus. The transcript has 6 exons. The record is from RefSeq and is a predicted model, not a curated record. Lineage: Eukaryota; Fungi; Ascomycota; Dothideomycetes; Pleosporales; Didymellaceae. Gene Ontology annotation, molecular function: ubiquitin conjugating enzyme activity. Bases 143 to 586 code for a protein of 147 amino acids.